GCCUGUACCUUUGUCCCUCUCCGCAAGGAUCACAGCUUGUCAUCGAGCCUCGUGCAGUGCUGUAACGUAGUAACCCACCGAAAGGGAAGCAGACCAGGCGAGCAGAGUGCAGCGAGGGAUAUUCGUGUUUAGCAGCGACCUAGUAUAAGGUGGGCCCCAAUGGCUUCUGGUGACAGCAAUACUCCUCGAGUCACUUUCCUGGCCCCGGAAAUCCAAGAUAAGGAGACGACAUCCAAGAAGCUGGGUAAACUGACCGUGAAAUACAAUCGCAAAGAAUUACAGCGAAGGAUUAAACUGGAGGAAUGGAUCGACAGCCAGAUUCAGGAACUCUACCAGAAUCAGGAUGGACUGCGGGAUGAAGCAGCGGAGCCAGAAAUUGACAUUGAUGACCUCCUGGACCAUUCAGCAGCUGAGCAGAAAGCAACACUGCAGGAUAUCCUCGAGGAGUGCACUCGGCCAAUAGAAGAAUUCACCACAGAGCUCUUGGAUCGUCUUCAGGGAUUACGCAAGAUUGAAGCUCUACAGCGCAAAUAAUGUACGUACAGCCCUCAGCGUUCCCUCCCGCAGCAUUUCUUGCUACCUUUUGUUCUGGACGUUCGGUGUUCUCCAACUUGACAUAUUCCCAGCAGCAGAUCGCUCGAAAUGCAGAAUUAUCAUGGCGGCUCGUAGCGCUGGACAGAAUAUGCAAUAC
Molecule: messenger RNA, 691 nt
Organism: Pelobates fuscus (common spadefoot toad)
Lineage: Eukaryota; Metazoa; Chordata; Amphibia; Anura; Pelobatidae
Gene: PPP1R14D
Product: protein phosphatase 1 regulatory inhibitor subunit 14D
Exons: 4
Coding region: 160-534 (124 amino acids)
Biological process (GO): regulation of phosphorylation
Cellular component (GO): cytoplasm
Molecular function (GO): protein serine/threonine phosphatase inhibitor activity
Source: RefSeq, a predicted model, not a curated record